Messenger RNA from Monopterus albus (swamp eel), 1546 nucleotides. RefSeq names its product scavenger receptor cysteine-rich domain-containing group B protein (gene ssc4d). The coding region runs from base 1 to 1434 and encodes 477 amino acids. NCBI's taxonomy places the organism in Eukaryota, Metazoa, Chordata, Actinopteri, Synbranchiformes, Synbranchidae. Gene Ontology annotation, cellular component: plasma membrane. The record is from RefSeq and is a predicted model, not a curated record. Gene Ontology annotation, biological process: zymogen activation. Gene Ontology annotation, molecular function: serine-type endopeptidase activity. The transcript has 6 exons.
AUGAUAUUUCCUGCUUAUUUCUCCCAAGUACAACUGGUGAAUGGACGUAACAGGUGUGAGGGCAGAGUGGAGGUGCGUUACAAUAGCUCCUGGGGCACAGUGUGUGAUGAUGACUGGGACAUGGUGGAUUCCAAUGUGGUGUGUCGGCAGCUGGACUGUGGAGUGGCUGUGAAAGUGGGCAGCAGUUCUCAGUUUGGACAAGGCACAGGGCCCAUACUGCUGGACAAUGUGGACUGCAGAGGAAGUGAAGCAGACCUCAGCCUGUGCAACAGUCUGGGGUGGGGAGUCCACAAUUGUUACCACUAUGAAGAUGUGGGUAUUACCUGCAGAGAACCAGCAGUGGUGGGGGGGAAAGGUUUUGAGGCUUUCACCACCCCACCCCAGAGGAAUUUCAGUAUACGAGAUGGCACCAUCCGUCUCGUAAAUGGACAGAACUCCUGCCAGGGCCGGGUAGAAAUUCACUACCAGGGAAAGUGGGGGACAGUGUGUGAUGAUGACUGGGUUCUCAAUAAUGCCCAUGUGGUGUGCCAACAGACAGGUUGUGGUAAUGCCACCCAUGCACACACUAACUCCAAUUUUGGCUAUGGCACUGGCCUGAUUCUCCUGGACAAUGUCAACUGCUAUGGCACAGAGCAGGAGCUAACUAAGUGCAAAAGCCUGGGCUGGGGCACACACAACUGUGGUCAUCAUGAAGAUGCUGGUGUCACCUGCAAUGACAAACCAGCCAUUCGUCUAGUAAAUGGUGACAAUAGCUGCCAGGGUCGUGUCGAGGUCCUCUACAAAACUAUUUGGGGGACAGUGUGUGAUGAUGACUGGGACGUCAUCAACGCCAAUGUGGUGUGCUGGCAGCUUGGCUGUGGCCCAGCUACUGAGGCUAAGAGCCAGGCCUUCUUUGGGUAUGGUAAAGGUCCAAUCCUGCUGGACAAUGUAGAUUGUAAAGGAUCUGAAGCGACGCUUUCAGAAUGCUUCCACCUGGGCUGGGGUCAGCACAACUGUGGCCAUCAUGAGGAUGCUGGAGUCAUCUGUGCAUCUUCUGAAUACUACAUUGCUGCUGGACUUGACUUUAGGUUAACAGAAAGGAUACUUGCUACCAGCAUGACCACACAACCCCUUGAAGGAAUGGUGAGACUGAUGGGUGGCCGACAUCAAUGUGAGGGUCGAGUGGAGACUUAUUUAAAUUCUGGAUGGGGUACAGUGUGUGAUGAUGCUUGGGACCUUCCUGAUGCUCAAGUUGUAUGUCGCCAGGUGGGCUGCGGAGUGGCCACAGCGGCUCUGGGAGAAGCUGUCUUCGGGCCUGGAAGAGGAACAAUCCUGCUGGACAAUCUGAAGUGCAGCGGCGCAGAAGCCUCCCUGCACGAGUGCUCCCAUAUAUCCUGGAAUGUGCACAACUGUGACCACUCUGAAGAUGCUGGUGUCACCUGCUCACUGUUGUGAUUUCAGCAAACUCACACCUCCUUCCCCACCAUGGAAAGGAGGUGGGUGUACCAGCCUAGGACUUGUAUGCAUAAUGUAAAUAACAGCUUUCACAUUGCUUAAGGAUACUCCA